AUGAAGUCCUUCCUCGCCAUUCCUGCGCUGUUUGCCCUCGGCGCCGUCGCCGACUCCUGGGGCUUCACCUGGACGUUCUCCAACGAGCACAGCACCUGGACCUCCUGCACCUAUGCCACUGAGAACGCUACCGCGACCCCCGUCGAAGUCUCGACGUCCACCGCGUCCUGGUCCGAGUGGACCUCCACCACCUCGUACACGGCGACCUACAGCUCAGGCGCCUCGACAUGGGGCAUUCCGACGGCCGUGAGCUACAGUGUGGCCUCCAACUGGACGAGCAUGAUCCCUGCACCAACCUCGGCCACCAGCACCGUCCCGCUCAGCACGACUGCGGCGCCCGUUACCAGCUCCGUGGAAGCCACGAAGACCACCGCUGUCCCGUCCGCGUUUACUGGUGCCGCUGCCCCCAAUGUCAACGGAAAGAUUGCCGGCAUGGGUGCUGUCGCUCUGGCUGGGUUGGCAUUGGUUCUGUAA
Molecule: messenger RNA, 474 nt
Organism: Fonsecaea erecta
Lineage: Eukaryota; Fungi; Ascomycota; Eurotiomycetes; Chaetothyriales; Herpotrichiellaceae
Exons: 1
Coding region: 1-474 (157 amino acids)
Source: RefSeq, a predicted model, not a curated record